AAGUGCUCGCCUUUUCCCUGCCAGGACCCAGAGGUCAAGUCGCACACAUCUCGCGCGUCCGCUUCCUCUCUCUUCCUCGGCGCUGCCUACGGAGGUGGCAGCCAUCUCUUACUCGGCACCAUGGCAGCCCUCAGACCCCUCGUGAAACCCAAGAUUGUCAAAAAGAGGACCAAGAAGUUCAUUCGGCACCAGUCAGACCGUUAUGUCAAAAUUAAGCGGAACUGGCGGAAACCCAGAGGCAUUGACAAUAGGGUGCGCAGAAGAUUCAAGGGCCAGAUAUUGAUGCCCAACAUUGGUUAUGGGAGCAACAAGAAAACAAAGCAUAUGCUGCCCAGUGGUUUUCGAAAGUUCCUGGUCCAUAACGUCAAGGAGCUUGAAGUGCUGCUGAUGUGCAACAAAUCUUACUGUGCUGAGAUUGCUCACAACGUCUCCUCAAAGAACCGCAAAGCCAUUGUGGAAAGAGCAGCCCAGCUGGCCAUCAGAGUCACCAAUCCCAAUGCCAGGCUGCGCAGUGAAGAAAAUGAAUAGACAGAUUGUGUGCACAUUGUAUUUGUGUUAAUAAAACCUUAAAAUUCUGCCAUCUGGCAUUUCCGCCCUUG
Molecule: messenger RNA, 599 nt
Organism: Phyllostomus discolor (pale spear-nosed bat)
Lineage: Eukaryota; Metazoa; Chordata; Mammalia; Chiroptera; Phyllostomidae
Gene: RPL32
Product: ribosomal protein L32
Exons: 4
Coding region: 121-528 (135 amino acids)
Biological process (GO): translation
Cellular component (GO): ribosome; cytosolic large ribosomal subunit
Molecular function (GO): structural constituent of ribosome
Source: RefSeq, a predicted model, not a curated record